Molecule: messenger RNA, 2205 nt
Organism: Globicephala melas (long-finned pilot whale)
Lineage: Eukaryota; Metazoa; Chordata; Mammalia; Artiodactyla; Delphinidae
Gene: ANKK1
Product: ankyrin repeat and kinase domain containing 1
Biological process (GO): protein phosphorylation; regulation of cell cycle process
Cellular component (GO): cytoplasm
Molecular function (GO): protein binding; ATP binding; protein kinase activity
Source: RefSeq, a predicted model, not a curated record
AUGGCCGCGGGCGUGGAGCAGCGGCUGGGCGGCCUCCCCGUCUUCACCCGCGACGACUUCGAGGGCACCUGGCGCCCAGUGGCGAGCGGCGGCUUCAGCCAGGUGUUCCAGGCGCGGCACAAGCGCUGGCGGACCGAGUACGCCAUCAAGUGCUCCCGCUGCCUCCAGCCUGACACCAUCAGCUCUGACGUGAAUUGCCUCAUUGAAGAAGCAACCAAGAUGGAGAAGAUCAAGUUUCAGUACAUCGUGUCCAUCUACGGGGUAUGCGAGCAGCCCCUGGGUGUUGUGAUGGAGUUCAUGGCCAAUGGCUCCCUGGAGAAGAUGCUGCCCACUCACAGCCUCUGCUGGCAGCUCAAGUUCCGCAUCAUCCAUGAGACCGGCUUGGCCAUGAACUUCCUCCACAGCAUGAACCCACCACUUCUCCACCUGGACCUCAAGCCAGGCAACAUCCUCCUGGACAGCCACAUGCAUGUCAAGGUGUCAGACUUCGGCCUGUCCAAGUGGAUGGAACAGUCGGCCCGGAUGCAGUACAUCAAGAGGUCAGCUCUGCAGGGCACCCUCAGCUACAUCCCCCCUGAGAUGUUCCUGGAGAGCAACAAGGGUCCAGGUCCCAAAUACGAUGUGUACAGCUUCGGGAUUGUCAUCUGGGAGAUCCUCACUCAGAAGAAACCGUAUUCAGGCUUCAACAUGAUGACCAUUAUGGUGCGAGUGGCCGCAGGCCUGCGGCCCUCCCUGCAGCCUGUCUCUGAUGAGUGGCCGGCGGAGGCCCAGCAUAUGGUGGACCUGAUGAGGCGCUGUUGGGACCAGGACCCCAAGAAGAGGCCCUGCUUUCCAGACAUCACAGUGGAGACAGACACGCUGCUGUCCCUGCUCCAGAGUCCUGUGGCUGACCCAGAGAGCGAGGCCCUGGCCAGGAAGGUGUCCUGCACAGCGUGUCUGCGCCGGCCCCGGGAGGUCAGUGAGGAGAUCAGCCAGGAGCUAACAGACAGCGACUCAGGAGACUACUUGAAGCGGGUCCUGACUCUCUCAGACGGCGAGAGCCUGGUCCUGCGUGAUGAGCAGCUGCGCAUCCGUGAGAACAAGGUCACUGCCCUCCACUUCCUGGUGGCCCAGGGCCGCCUGGAGCGGGUGAGGCUUCUGCUGGCCCAGGAGGUUGACGUGGACUGCCAGACGGCCUGCGGCUACACUCCCCUCCUCGUCGCCACCCAGGACCAGCACCCCGACCUCUGUGCCCUGCUCCUGAAGCACGGUGCCGACGCCAACCUGGUGGACGAGGACGGCUGGGCCCCGCUGCACUUUGCAGCCCAGAAUGGGGACGACCGCACUGCCCGCCUCCUCCUGGACCACGGGGCCCGUGUGGAUGCCCAGGAGCACGGGGGGUGGACCCCGCUCCACCUGGCUGUACAGAACAACUUUGAGAAUGUGGCACGGCUUCUGGUCUCCCGUCAGGCUGACCCCAACCUGCAGGAGGCUGAGGGCAAGACCCCUCUCCACGUGGCCGCCUACUUUGGCCAUGUCAGCCUGGUCAAGCUACUAACAGGCCAGGGGGCCAAGCUGGAUGCUCGGCAGAGAAACCUGAGGACACCGCUGCACCUGGCAGUGGAGCGAGGCAAAGUGAGGGCCAUCCAACACCUAUUAAAGAGUGGGGCGGCCGCUGAUGCCCUUGACCAGAGAGGCUACAGCCCACUGCACAUCGCCACUGCCAGGGGCAAGCACCUUGUUGGCAAGAUGCUGCUCAGGUACGGCGCCAGCCUCGAGCUGCCGACCCACCAGGGCUGGACGCCCCUGCAUCUAGCAGCCUACAAGGGCCACCUGGAGAUCAUCCACCUGCUGGCUGAGAGCCACGCAGACGUGGGGGCUCCCGGAGGCAUGAACUGGACCCCCCUGCACCUGGCCGCCCGUCAUGGGGCAGAGGUGGUGGUGUCCGCACUGCUGCAGUGUGGGGCUGACCCCAAUGCUCCCGAGCAGUCAGGCUGGACGCCCCUCCACCUGGCGGUCCAGAGGGGGGCCUUCCUGAGCGUCAUCAACCUCCUGGAGCACCAUGCAGACGUCCACGCCCGCAACAAGGUGGGCUGGACGCCUGCCCACCUGGCCGCCCUCAAGGGCAACAUGGCCAUCCUCAGGGUGCUGGUCAAGGCCGGUGCCCAGCUGGACACCCAGGACGGGGUAGGCUGCACACCCCUGCAGCUGGCCCUCUGGAGCUAA